Clonostachys solani is the source of this 1950-nucleotide messenger RNA. NCBI's taxonomy places the organism in Eukaryota, Fungi, Ascomycota, Sordariomycetes, Hypocreales, Bionectriaceae. The record is from the annotation of a GenBank genome assembly.
AUGCGAAAGUCUCGAAGCAUAGCCGCUAGACUUGACCACAUUCAAGGUACAGUGAGAGAGAUGAUACAGGAUUCCUCGACUGAUAGAUCUCAACAAUCCCAAACUGAGGGUAGGGUUGUCAUCGGAGGGCAGGGCAAAAGCAAUUAUGUGGGAGCUACACACUUCAUGACAGUCCUUGAUGACUUGGAAGACCUUAAGAACUUCUUUGAUAAUUCAGAUACCGAAGAUGAGGAUAUAUUGAGCUCGACUUCCAGCCCAGAAGAACGCAACCUUGACAGCUUUCUCCUAUCUCAGGGUGCUUUCAAGGGGAAGCACGACCUCCUAAGUAUUUUGCCGCCUUUCCAGGUUCUCAAUAGCCUUGUGAUGCACUAUUUUGCCUCCCGGGCUCCUUCAACUGUUGUCAUUCAUCGCCCAAGUUUCAAUAAACAGUACCGAUCGUUUUGCCGGAAUCAGGCUGGGGCCAGCUAUGAAUUUCUGGCCCUUAUCUUCAUGAUUCUAGCGGAGGCCACUCUCUUCUCUAGUUCUUUCUCUUUUGAGGAUAUCUUAGCUGAGAGACAGACUCGCCCAACGGCCCGUGUGAAAGCUUAUCGCUCCGCGGGAAUUGCGGCUUUGACUGCAGCCAACUUUACAUCGCCCUCAUUAGAGACAAUGGCGCCCAUGCUACUGCAUCUUGAGGCGGAAUUCGUUCUCAGUCGUUCUACUCCAAUAAGAUGCUAUCUACUAAGCUCAACAUGCAUUCGUCUGAUGCUACGAUUGGGGCUUCAUCGUGAUCCUUGUCACAUGCCCAAUAUCAGCCCUUUCUCAGGCGAAAUGCGCCGGCGUAUGUGGCAUUUCGGUCUACAGAUUGAGAUGCUAGUCAGUUUCCAGAUGGGGUUGCCAAACAUGGCCAAUGGUGUUGAGAGUGAUACAAAACUGCCCAGAAACAUAAGUGAUCAGGAUCUGAAAGAAGACCUGGAUGAAUUGCCACCUAGCCGGCCUGAUAGCGAGACUGCCCCUCUCACUUAUUUUAUCUGGAAAACUACAAUUGGUCAGAUCUUCUGCUCUGUCGCGAAGAAAACAAACUCCCCUGAACCCAUGAGCGACACUGAGGUGAUGCGCCUGGACCGCAAGUUGGAGGAUGUAUGGGAGCAGGCACCUUCGUUUCUGAAGGUCCGACCGCUGGAGGAGAGUAUCACUGACGACCCGCUACUUGUGAUGGAGCGGUUCAGCUUGGCGUCUGUGUACCAUAAGUCGCAAUGCGUCCUCCAUCGAAACUAUCUGCUGAAGAAGGGCUCAGGGAAUGCCUAUAGUUAUUCCAGAUCUGUUUGCCUUCGAGCGGCUCUUAGACUUUUGGAGUGCCAGAAAAUGCAUUUCGAAGCCACAAGGCCAGGAGCCAUGCUGUUCCAAUUCGCAUGGUUUCUGCGGCCGAUUCUCAUGGGCGACUUUCUUCUCGCUGCAAUGAUCGUUUAUAUCAGCCUCCAGCUCCCCUCGAGCACGGAGACUACGAACGGGAAAUCCCUCGACAAGCCGGAACUCUACCGUAUUUUUGAGGAAUCGCUUUCGAUUUGGAGGAGCAUGGCGCAAGACGAACCUAGCUACCGAAAAGCGGCAAAUACUGUUUCCAAAAUGCUGGGCAAGGUGGAGAGGUACCGUGAGCCUGCGGAAACGAGUGAUCUCCAUCCACACGGAACCAUGGGUGAAAUCAACAAUUCUUGGACAGAUGGGGAGGCUGACGUCCAUUUUGCAAGCCAACAUCAAGCAGAUGCCAACUCUAUGGGGAUCAUGUUAGAUCCUCGAUUAAAUAUUAGGCAGAUGUCGAUUCAACACACGAACGACCUCGACUUUGAUCCCUGGUUAUCAUCAUCCGAUGAAUCGUUUAGUUGGCAAAAUCUCGACGAUUUCAUGCGCCUAGACGGCGACUCCCAGACUUGGGGAAUGGACGAGCUUAGCCCUGACUCUCUUCCGUCUUAA